Tribolium madens (black flour beetle) is the source of this 1753-nucleotide messenger RNA. RefSeq lists its product as uncharacterized. The coding region runs from base 1 to 1713 and encodes 570 amino acids. NCBI's taxonomy places the organism in Eukaryota, Metazoa, Arthropoda, Insecta, Coleoptera, Tenebrionidae. The record is from RefSeq and is a predicted model, not a curated record. The transcript has a single exon.
AUGUACACAAUAUUAAACCCAAUUCUGACCGUUCUAGCAUUACAAAAAAAUAAUACUUGUCUCAGAAAAAUCAUAGAAAAUGAUUUUUCAAAUGCGUCAACUUUGACUGUGCUUUCUGAUAAUUUUGCUGACAUUUAUGUACCAGAAAUACCAGUCGUUUUUCGCAAUUUCGGUAUCAAAAAUUUCUUAGUGUAUGGAGAUAAAUUCGAAAUUGGACAAAAUUUUAAUCCGAAAGGAAAAUAUGUGUUUGUGUCCGAAAAUCAAUCCAAAGUUUUAAAACUAGUAGAAGAAAAUCAACUUAAAAAAUUUCUGGUGGUUCAAAAAGGACAAAUUUUGUAUCCUUAUAACACAAAAUCUUGUACGACACUACAGUUAGUGAAAUCUAGAAAUUGUCACUACCCCCAUGACAUUUUUAAGAAGAAGAAAUUUUUUGAUAAAAAUUGUCGUCUCAAAGUGGGUUAUAUCAAAACACCUCCGUAUGUUAUCAAUGUAUCACAUCCCCAACGACCUGGAGUAAUGGUUUCUUUGAUGAAUUUAAUAUCGGAAUUAAGUGGUUUCAAAUUGGAAUACCAAAACUCAAAUCGGUACCAAUACGAACUUUUAAGUAAUGGUACCAUUCAUAAAAUUUCAAGGGACUUAGACAAAAGUAUCAUCGAUGUUGCUAUUGGUCAAUUGGCUUUAAACGACACCAAAACCAACCCUUUUGACUACGGACCUGUCAUUUAUAGUGACUGUCUCCAUUUAGUAGCCCCAAAACCCAAAAAACUGAAAUCUUAUCGAAAGCUUUUCGUUGUAUUUAAUCUAGAAUUGUGGAAAAAGAUUUUCAUUGGAAUUGGCGUCAUGAUACUCGUCUUCUACAUUUUUGCUCUAUGUGAAGAUUUCGAAAAUGCAAGUUUCAUCAAUUCAAUGUUUGAUGUGUUCAUGAUUUGUACUGGUGGUGGUGUCUCCCAAAUCCCCCAAUGGCUGUCUUUUCGCAUUUUAGUGUCUUUUUUUCUUCUUUUUUGCCUGAGUUUGGACUCGAUUUAUCUCGGAAAUUUAAGUAAUAUCUUCGCCCAAAACUCCUACGACGUCAAGGUUAAUAACUUUGAAACAGCAGGUGCUGUCAAAAUCGUGCUUUACGUUGACUGGCGUGUUGAAAGACAUUUACUUCUCGUUUACGUAACUUCACGUUACAAAGCAGCCGCCAAAAAACGCCUUUUUAUCACAAAUCACUCUCAAACUUAUCUUAUGAACCACACAGCUUUGACAAAACAAAACGGUACUUUUCUUUUCAAGAGUGUCCUCGAAGCGUUCCCUUCAGAAGAGUCGCUUCUUUUCCAUUUUAGGCUCACUACUGAUUAUCUCACCUUUUUGGUGGCGUUCUAUAUGAACAAGAAGAUUCAUUUUGGGGAAGCGUUGGCGUUUUGGGGACAAGAAAUCGUAGAAAGAGGCUUUCUGGUUAAGUGGUUCAAUGAUAUUCGGAGGAGUAACGUCCGACCGGAGAUUCUUCCAGAAGAAGAGAAAAAAAUUGUGGUUUUGAAAUUGGCACAUUUUGAAGAAAGUUUCAGGGUUUUACUGGGAGGAUACGCUCUUGGUUUGAUAGCCUUUAUUUUAGAGUUUGUGUUUUUGAAAUUGGAAAAGAUCGGAUUUGUACAGAAAGUCAAAGAUAAUGUUAUGUUUCUGUUGAGGCUCUUGAAGCCACCGGAGAGAGUUUUCAAAGAAAGGAUUAUGUAAUUUGGAAAAACAUAUUUUUUUGUGUGUAACAGAAUUAAAA